Messenger RNA from Brugia malayi, 501 nucleotides. RefSeq names its product glycine cleavage system H protein. Bases 1 to 501 code for a protein of 166 amino acids. Gene Ontology annotation, cellular component: mitochondrion; cytoplasm; glycine cleavage complex. Gene Ontology annotation, biological process: glycine decarboxylation via glycine cleavage system; protein lipoylation. Lineage: Eukaryota; Metazoa; Nematoda; Chromadorea; Rhabditida; Onchocercidae. The transcript has 4 exons. The record is from RefSeq and is a predicted model, not a curated record.
AUGGCAACGUACUACACGCGAGCAGUGCAAAGGCUUUUUCCGUCUGUUGUCACAUCGAAAUCGUUGUUUAUUUCAAUGUAUCGCACCAUCGUUAUGUCAAAGCGCUCAUUUUCUGAUCGGUAUUACACAAAGAAGCACGAAUGGGUUAUCAUCGAAGGUAAUACAGCAAUUGUUGGAAUCAGUGAUUUUGCGCAGGCAGCACUUGGUGAUAUUGUUUAUGCGGAACUGCCUGAAGUUGGAAAAGAAUUGCAUGCAGGUGAUUCAGUUGGAGCAGUGGAAAGUGUAAAAGCAGCAUCUGACAUCUAUUCACCUAUUUCUGGAAUAGUUACGGAAAAGAACAUCGAAGUUGAAAGCAAUCCAUCAUUGAUCAAUAAGUCUGCUAUUGAUAAAGGUUGGUUGUACAAAUUGAAAGUAAAAGAUGUAAAUGAAUUGAAAGAACUGAUGAAUGAGACAGCUUAUGAAGCAUAUAAGAAAAUGGAAGAGCAAGAAGCUGCUCAUUAG